This is a messenger RNA of Boleophthalmus pectinirostris (great blue-spotted mudskipper), 1673 nucleotides long. RefSeq names its product endothelin 2 (gene edn2). Bases 108 to 605 code for a protein of 165 amino acids. The transcript is spliced from 5 exons. Gene Ontology annotation, cellular component: extracellular region. The record is from RefSeq and is a predicted model, not a curated record. Lineage: Eukaryota; Metazoa; Chordata; Actinopteri; Gobiiformes; Gobiidae. Gene Ontology annotation, biological process: vein smooth muscle contraction; intracellular calcium ion homeostasis; regulation of systemic arterial blood pressure by endothelin. Gene Ontology annotation, molecular function: hormone activity; endothelin B receptor binding.
CUACACUAUACUCACAUCCUCGGAAGGAUAGAACUCAUUUUGGAGACUUUCUUGCAUUAAAUAUUUAGUAAUAAUUUUUUUUUAAGCUAUAGACAAAUUUGAAGAAGAUGGCUCAUUUAAUCUGCCUGACAAUGGCUGUGAUCAUCAUUGUGAUUCUGCAUGAAGGUUAUGGAAAGCCCUUAUCCAGCCCUAGUCCCUCCUCCUCUCUGGGUCAAAUGCAGCCCCAUGUGCGGGUCAAGCGCUGCUCCUGUAACAGCUGGGAGGAUAGGGAGUGCAUAUACUUCUGCCACCUGGACAUUAUCUGGGUCAACACGCCAAGUAAGCUCCUGCCUUACGGUUUGGGCAGUCCCACGUCUCGCCGUCGCCGCUCGCCCCAACGCUGCCAGUGCGCCGAUCCCGGUGACUCCACAUGCUCCGCCUUCUGCCACAACAGAUCAGAAAACGCCCAAACAGACUCAACCAAGACACGUCAAGAAUCUACAAGGUUAUCAAGGAGCAAGCUACUGCAAUCUCUCAGAUCCGUGGUCAAGUCCAACUCAAAGAAGCUAGCAUCCAAACAGCACCAAACCAAGAUCCAACUGCUACAAAGCUCAACAAUAAGAUAGAGGACACGAUACUUUGGGACACGAUUCAUGGAGUAAAAUCCUCAUAUUUGGACCACAACGUUUUUGUAACAAAGUGGAUCUAAAUGAAGAACCCCCAGGCCCAAAGCUCCAGGAGAGAAGGUCCAAGGAACAGGCCAAGAGCAGUGGAGAUGACAGCCAUUUUGAGAACAUUUCAUGGAACUAUUUUAAAGUGAGGAAGCCAUCACUAACUUCUACUAUGGACUUGUGUCUAUGGAUGUCUAUGGAACAUUUUCUUUUGAUAUUAAUUCAUUUUGUAUGGACACUAAAUAGUAGUCUUCACAAUGUUUGUACAAUUUAUAUACAGUGUUAACAGUUCAUCUGAAGCGGAAUUAUCUAGGAUCAGCAGUGGCACAGUGGGUUGAGUGUAUUCUCAGCAACCACAUAGUUGCCGGUUCAGACCUCUACUGUGCUCACUCCAGUCACAGCAUGUGUGGCUGGUUGAAACAGGGCAUCAAGUAUAAAAAGCUAUAAAUCAAUCAAUAUAGCAUUAAAAUACACAUGCCACAACACACAGCCAUAGUUGUGUUCACAUAAGACACUCAGUUGUAUGGGUUGAAUAUUCCUCUGUAUCAGAGUGCAUUGUUCUGCUUAAUAUUUGGGCUUGUCUAUAUCAGGUCGUUCUUGAAAAUGGCAGCUUUUUUUCAGAAUAGUGCCUUUUUUUUUUUUUUUUUUUUUUUUUUUUUAAUACAUUUGUAUAACAUUUUCUCCAUGUCCAUUCUCCCUCUGUAUCGGUAAAAUUCCAGCUCCUGUAGUCCAUUGUAUUGGGCUUGUUUGUUAGCACUGCUGCUGUUUUGGUUGAAGAUAAGCCAGCAGGUUGGAAUGAACCAUAAAACACAAUGGUAUCUUAAUUCCUCAGUAAUUAUCCACGUGACAUGAAGACUGUGUCCAUCUGCCCCAAAGGACUAAAAACAGGAAAUGGAAGCCCACAUUCCUCCUCUGAUCCCAGUAUUUUAGAUGAAUAGGUCGCUGUUGAAAGCAAAGACUGUACAUAGACUGCAUUAUUUAUUGCCUUAACUUAUUAUAGAGUAUAUUUAUAACUGUAUGAAU